AUGUGGCUGCUCCCCAGCCUCGGAGCCACCCUCGCCUGGGCCCUCCUCAGCCUGGCCCUGCCCAUGGAGCUGAGUCUGCAGGAGAGUUUGCUGUUAAAAUCCUUGGGUUUGAGCACCAAGCCCAGCCCGAAAAGCCCCGUUCCUGUGCCCUCCGUGCUCUGGAGGAUCUUCCAGAAGAGAAAGAUGCUGCCUCCCACAGACAAAGACCUGGCGGAUGCCUGUAGGGUGGAGGAAUUUCAUGUCCCUGGGAACAUCAUCCGUGUCUUCGCCGACCAAGGCCAAUUCCUUCACCAGGGGCAGCCCCAGAGGCUGCUGUGGUUGCAGAAUGGGCUCCACAACUCCUACCACACCUCCAGCCAGGGGCAGGGGUUCGAGCUGAGGCUCUACCAGCCCUCCCGGGUGGCUCUGCGGGGGCUGGCCUCCCACGAGGGCAGCAGGAGGCUGCUGGAGGAACGCUCCUUCGCCCAGCUCCACAAGUCUCUCCUCUUCAACCUCAGCGGGGUGGCGAAGGACUGGAGAACCUCCAGCAGGAACCCGGGCUUGGUGCUGGAGAUCUCGGUGCGUGGCGGCGAGGGGGGUGCAGCCCUGGCCGCGGGGGGGCUGCAGGGCCUCUGCACCAGCAUCGACUCCUUCCUGGACACCUCGCUGCUGGUGGUGACCCUCAGCCCGGAGCAGUGCAAGGCUUCCAGGAGGAGGAGGAGGAGGAGGAGCUCCCUCUGCAAGCCCCGCAGGCUUUACAUCAGCUUCAGCGACGUGGGCUGGGAGAACUGGAUCAUCGCCCCCCAGGGCUACCUGGCCAAUUACUGCCUGGGGGAGUGCCCCUUUCCCCUGACAGCCGAGCUCAACAGCACCAACCACGCCAUCCUCCAGACCAUGGUGCACUCCCUGGACCCCGAGGGGACCCCCCAGCCCUGCUGUGUCCCCGUCAGGCUCUCCCCCAUCUCCAUCCUCUACUACGACAACAACGACAACGUGGUGCUGCGGCACUACGAGGACAUGGUGGUGGAGGAGGGUGGCUGCAGGUAGCGGGGGCUGAGGGGCAGGGG
Molecule: messenger RNA, 1046 nt
Organism: Merops nubicus (carmine bee-eater)
Lineage: Eukaryota; Metazoa; Chordata; Aves; Coraciiformes; Meropidae
Gene: GDF1
Product: growth differentiation factor 1
Exons: 3
Coding region: 1-1026 (341 amino acids)
Biological process (GO): SMAD protein signal transduction; BMP signaling pathway
Cellular component (GO): extracellular region
Molecular function (GO): growth factor activity; cytokine activity
Source: RefSeq, a predicted model, not a curated record